Messenger RNA from Macadamia integrifolia, 5254 nucleotides. RefSeq names its product mediator of RNA polymerase II transcription subunit 14-like. The transcript has 7 exons. Gene Ontology annotation, biological process: regulation of transcription by RNA polymerase II. NCBI's taxonomy places the organism in Eukaryota, Viridiplantae, Streptophyta, Magnoliopsida, Proteales, Proteaceae. Gene Ontology annotation, cellular component: mediator complex; core mediator complex. Gene Ontology annotation, molecular function: transcription coregulator activity. Bases 578 to 5221 code for a protein of 1547 amino acids. The record is from RefSeq and is a predicted model, not a curated record.
GUCGUAAAGGUGGAGGUUUCCUUGGACAUUUUGUCCUCUGCAAAUAGUACCAGUGGGAACUCAACACUGUGUCGCCAAUUGUUGAUUUUUUUAUUUCUUCUUGAUUUGCUUGUUUGAGCUAUCAUGUAGAUUGAGUCUUGAACACUUCGCCUGAACCUUGUCUUUGAGGAUGUUGACCGUGUGAGGUGGGUUAAAGUUAAGAGUUUGCAAAUUUAAUUUGGGGCCUCCGCCUCUGCAAAUAGGGGGAAGGUUCUGAUACAGCCUACUGGUAGUUCUCACAUCAAGUAGGCUGUUGGUUUUCCCGGCCCAAUAGAGGAACCUUCAUUUUGGUAAUCCCAACAUUUCAAUAUUUGCCACUUCAUCUUGGUAAUCCAAACAAUUCAUCUUUGCUACUGUUGUUUUUCCAGUAUCGAAUCCACUUUUUUCACCUGUCAUUUUGUAAAAUAAUCUGCUAGGACUUUAUCGUGAUUCAGCCUUUCCCAACAUUUUUUCAAGGAGUCACAGGGAUCUCUGCAGGCCAAAACCCUAGCUCCAAUGAAACAUUCAGCAUAGAUUUUGCACCUUGAGAAGGCAAAAAAUGGCAGAACUAGGGCGACAGACAGUCGAAUUCUCGACCCUAGUGCGUCGAGCAGCAGAGGAAUCUUUCGUCUUGUUUAAGGAUUUGGUGGAAAAUUCAAAAUCCACAGAGCAGUCUGACUCUGAAAAGAAGAUCAACCUCCUCAAAUACAUACUGAAAACUCGGCAGCGGAUGCUUCGGCUCAAUGUUGUUGCCAAAUGGUGCCAGCAGGUUCCAUUGGUUCAGUACUGUCAACAGCUUGCAUCUACUCUUUCAAGCCAUGAUACAUGCUUUACCCAAGCUGCUGAUUCACUGUUUUUCAUGCACGAGGGGCUGCAACAAGCACGUGCGCCUACUUAUGAUGUUCCAUCUGCUAUUGAUGUUAUGCUAACAGGAACUUAUAAUCGCUUACCAAAAUGUAUAGAAGAUGUGGGAAUACAGAACUCCCUAACUGAGGAUCAGCAUGAGCCAGCAUUAAAGAAGUUAGACACACUUUUGCAAACUAAAUUGCUUGAAGCUCAAAUCCCAAAAGAAGUUUCUGAAAUCAAAGUUUCUGAUGGUACCGCACUUCUACGUGUUGAUGGGGAAUUUAAAGUUCUCCUUACUCUUGGUUAUCGUGGACAUUUAUCACUUUGGAGAAUACUACAUUUGGAACUUCUUGUGGGUGAGAGAAGUGGGCUUGUGAAACUUGAAGAAUUGCGGAGGCAUGCUCUUGGAGAUGAUCUGGAACGCAGAAUGGCUGCAGUGGACAACCCAUUCAUGAUUUUGUACUCAAUUCUCCAUGAGCUGUGUGUGGCACUUAUUAUGGAUACUGUUAUAAGGCAAGUACAGGCUCUUCGUCAAGGAAGGUGGAAAGAUGCCAUUCGUUUUGAGCUCAUAUCUGAUGGGAUGGCUCAAGAUGGAGAACCUGAUUCUAUCGGUUUGAAAACUCCAGGAGUGAAAAUCAUUUACUGGUUAGAUUUUGACAAAAACUCUGGAGGGUCUGAUUUAGUUUCAUGCCCAUUCAUUAAAAUUGAACCUGGACAAGAUCUACAGAUGAAGUGUUUUCAUAGUACAUUUGUUGUAGACCCUCAUACUGGCAAGGAGGCAGAGUUGUCCCUCAAUCUAAGUUGUAUUGAUGUUGAGAAGUUGCUUCUGGGAGCUAUUUCCUGCCACAGAUACACACGCCUUCUCGAAGUCCAUAGGGAAUUGAGUAAAAAUGGUCAUAUUUGUCAGGCUGCGGGUGAUGUUCUUCUUCAGUGCUAUGCGGAUGAGUCUGAUGCUGACUUCAAAAGGAAAGAUAAUAAGUUCAAUGAUAGCGAAUAUGGAGGGGAUGAAGUAUUGCGUGUGCGGGCUUAUGGAUCAUCGUAUAUUACCCUUAGAAUAAACAUCAGGAAUGGGCGUUUUCUUCUCCAAGCUUCCAGAAAUAUUCUUGUGCUAUCUGCCUUGUUAGAUUGUGAAGAAGCUCUAAACCAGAGUACCAUGUCUGCAGCUGAAGUUUUUGUUAACUUGAGAAGCAGAAGUAUUUUACACCUAUUUGCAUCAAUUGGCAGGUUUCUAGGACUUAAGGUGUAUGAACAAGGUUUAGCUGCAGUUAAAAUACCCAAGACCAUCUUGAAUGGCUCAAAUGGCUCAGGUUUGUUGCUGAUGGGGUUCCCACAGUGUGGGAACUCUUAUUUUCUGCUGAUGCAACUUGAUAAGGACUUCAAACCACUUUUUAAAUUGUUGGAGACACGGCCAGAUCAAUCUGGAAAAUCCCAUAGUGGUGACUCCAAUCAUGUUAUACGCUUCAACAAGAUCGACAUUGGUCAGUUGCAAAUACUAGAGGAUGAAAUGAACUUGCGUCUUCUAGAUCGGGAACAGCUGCUUUCUUCGUUGCCUAAAGCUGUAGGCUCUAAUCAAACUUCCGAGCACAGCCUUCUUUCUGAGUUUGGUCUGGAGGCUUCUACUCCGUUUGUUGGAUGUCCUCAGUCAAGUUUUUCAUCUGUGGUAGAUGAAGUGUUUGAGCUUGAGAAAGGGACGUCAAUAUCUCCUUAUGAUGUUUAUACAAAUCAUUCUGCAUCAUUUGAUUCAUCUCCUGCUUCUAAUUUUAGCUCUGUUGUGAUGGUUAACCAAGGCAUAAAACCUGGAAUAUCCUCUCCUAAGUGGGAAGGAGGCUUGCAACUUCCUCAGAGUAAUACUGUUUCAAAAUCUUCUUCUGUUGGUCCCCAUUUUAGUAGCCCUAUAUAUCCAUCAAACAAUGUGAAGGGCGUAGUUCAAUCCGGUAGUCCAGGAAGAAGCCCAUCAAUUAAAAAACUAUCAACUUCGAAAUCUGAUCAAGAUUUGACUUCUCUUAGAUCUUCACAUUCAGUGGAAACCGGCCCUUGUUCUUCUGUGGAUGAAGAUCAGGUGAGGCUGUUGAAUGAGUCUUCAAGGGAUGCAGUAUCUGGCAGCCGUUCAGCACGAAUUUUAUCUCCGCUAGGACCGACUGGCUCCCGAGUGUCGACAAGCAUGAAAUCAAAUGGGGUUAGAAGUUCAGCUAACCUUGUUCCAUCUUCUAAGGCUACUGGAUCGAGCUUGUGGAAUACCAUCCCCGUAUGCCACACACCAGAAUCUGCGAGUUGUCAUAGUACUAGUCUUGAUGUCACACCUAAAAAUGAAGAUAACCCAAGAAAGCGUUCAGUUUCUGAUAUAUUGAAGUUCAUUCCAUCACUUCAAGGGGUGGAAUGCACUUCACAGUUUUCUAAGAGGAGGAAAAUUUCAGAAUCAGCUUCUAGUCGUCCUCCUGCAUCACAAGCACACAGUUCAUCAGAAGUAAUCUGUAAACCUACAUAUGGAAGUCUUUUAGCUGAAGCAAAUAAAGGGAGUGCACCUUCUAACAUAUAUGUUACAGCUCUUCUUCAUGUGGUCAGGCACUGCUCUCUCUGUAUCAAGCAUGCUCGACUUACUAGUCAGAUGGAUACCCUUGACAUUCCAUAUGUUGAAGAAGUGGGUCUACGAACUCCAUCAUCAAACUUGUGGUUCAGACUCCCAUUUGCCAUAGAUGAUUCGUGGCAGCACAUUUGCUUGCGACUUGGGAGACCUGGAACCAUGUAUUGGGAUGUCAAGAUAAAUGAUCAACACUUCAGGGACUUGUGGAAACUUCAGAAGGGCAGCAUGGAUACUGCAUGGGGUUCUGGUGUUCGUAUUGCUAAUACGUCUGAUAUAGAUUCCCAUAUACGCUAUGAUUCAGAGGGUGUUAUCCUUAGUUAUAGGUCUGUUGAGGAUGAUAGCAUUACAAAAUUAGUUGCUGAUCUACGAAGACUUUUUAAUGCUCGUUUGUUUGCUCUUGGAAUGCGGAAACUUCUUGGAGUAAGAGCAGAUGAUAAACUGGAAGAAAGCACUGCAAACUCUGACAGCAAAGCAUCUGUUAUAGCCAAAGGUGCUGCUGAGGUUGGCGACAAGAUAUCAGAACAGAUGAGGAGGCAAUUUAGAAUAGAAGCUGUUGGUCUUAUGAGUUUGUGGUUUAGUUUUGUUUCUGGGGUGGUGGCUCGCUUUGUUGUUGAGUGGGAAUCAGGAAAAGAUGGAUGCACGAUGCAUGUUUCUCCAGAACAACUUUGGCCACAUACCAAGUUCCUGGAAGAUUUCAUUAAUGGAGCUGAGGUGGCAUCCCUUUUGGACUGCAUUCGCCUGACUGCAGGACCAUUAUUUUCUCUAGCAGCUGCAACUCGACCUGCACGGGCUGGUCCUGCUUCUGGUGCCCCUAGUGUAACUGCUGGACUCUCUACUAUCCCAAGGCAGAAUGGUUUCAUACCAACUCAAGGAGUGAUGCCGAGCAGUUCAUCAUCAAAUGUAACUCAGGCUGCAUCUGCUGCUGUGGGGAAUUCCAUUACUAGUACGGUUAUGGGUCCUCUUGGGAGUCACAACCUUCAUCCCUCUGCAAUGUUGGCUGUUGCUGGGAGAGGUGGUCCUGGAAUUGUUCCUAGCUCACUGUUGCCCAUCGAUGUCUCUGUUGUAUUGCGUGGUCCCUACUGGAUACGCAUAAUCUACCGUAAACACUUUGCAGUUGACAUGCGCUGUUUUGCCGGGGAUCAGGUUUGGUUACAGCCGGCAACACCACCAAAGGGUGGGCCUGAGGUUGGGGGUUCUUUGCCAUGUCCACAGUUUCGGCCUUUCAUUAUGGAGCAUGUGGCUCAGGAAUUGAAUGGUCUAGAACCUAAUUUCUCUGGUAGCCAACAGACAGUUGGAAUUCUGAACUCCAGCAAUCCAAACCAAAGUUCAGGUUCACAGCUUUCAGCAGCCAAUGGAAGCCGUGUUAAUAUUACAGGUUCUGGUGCAAUAUCAAGAUCGACUCCAAUGGCUGGGAACCAGACAUCUGGCAUAAACCGUGUAGGCAAUGCUCUUUUGGCGUCCCAAAAUUUAGCGGCUCUCAACACAGGAUUACCUUUACGUAGAUCACCUGCCACUGUUCCUAUUCAUAUGAGAGGAGAACUCAACACAGCUUUCAUUGGGCUAGGGGAUGAUGGAGGCUAUGGUGGAGGAUGGGUUCCCCUUGUUGCUCUUAAAAAGGUUCUAAGAGGCAUUCUCAAGUACCUUGGAGUAUUAUGGCUCUUUGCUCAAUUACCUGCUCUUUUAAAAGAGAUUUUGGGGUCCAUUCUGAAAGAGAAUGAAGGGGCGCUUUUAAAUUUGGACCAGGAACAGCCAGCCUUGCGCUUCUUUGUAGGGUAAGGCCUAAAUCUUCUUUUCUGGCUUGUUACUGGA